Talpa occidentalis (Iberian mole) is the source of this 10632-nucleotide messenger RNA. It is a transcript of the gene ZMIZ2, whose product is annotated as zinc finger MIZ-type containing 2. Bases 4656 to 7385 code for a protein of 909 amino acids. The transcript has 19 exons. Gene Ontology annotation, biological process: protein sumoylation; regulation of transcription by RNA polymerase II. NCBI's taxonomy places the organism in Eukaryota, Metazoa, Chordata, Mammalia, Eulipotyphla, Talpidae. The record is from RefSeq and is a predicted model, not a curated record. Gene Ontology annotation, molecular function: zinc ion binding; SUMO ligase activity.
GACUCCCCUCCCCACUCCCCCCCUUCUAGUCGGUCCCUCCCUUCUCCCCCAUCCCAUUUUCCCUCUCCCAUUUCCUCCCCCGAACCUUCACCCUAACCUGCUCCCCCUUACCCCGCUGCUCCCUGACAUGUUCCCCACCUGCCCUCCCCACCCAUACCUUCUUUCCAGUAGUUGCAGAUCAUCCAUGGUGAUGUCUAUAAGUCAUUUGUAUUAUCGCAGAAGAUUUCACUGGGACUUAAACAGAACCUUAAUGCGAUCUGUAAAACCAUGAUGGAUAAGAUAGGGUGAACAAAGACUCACCCACCAAAUCCUGCCUGCUAUAACCAGAAGAAUUCCCUUAAAGAAGCUGGAGAGGGGAAACAGGGCAAGUGAGAAUCUUAACCUCACUUAAUGGGUACUGACCUUGGGGGCUUGUCAUGCCCAAAAGAUGGUUAUAGGCUAUAAAUAAGAAAUCAGGAAAGGGGAAGGUAUGGUAAUGAGAGGUUAAGAGACUUCUGAAGAACAGGUAAAAUAUGUUUGGGGAGGACUCCCAUUCAUUAGGCUUGACCUCCAAGGGCACCAGGCCCCUCCAUGGUUUUUCCAGUAGCAUCUGUGUUCAGGACAGGGGCCAGGGCUAAUAACUUAAAGGCUGUCAAGUGUCCUUACCUUUCCUCAGUCCUUGGAUGUCUGCCACAUACCCAUUUCACAGAUUGUCAACUGAGGCCCAGAGUAACAAAGCCAUUCCCUGGUGUCCCACUCCUGGACCAUUAUCAGUGCCCAUUCCUGGGCUUUUGGAUGAGCACUAGCACUUCAGGUAGUCAGUAUUGUAGUCUUAUUAUAGGUAGAAGGAGCUGGACUUCCAGCCACCUCAACACAUAGGCCCAUCAUGUGUCCUCCUUUUGGCUCUGAGUCCUGAUUCCUGCCCUACUUGAACCAUCAUUUCUCUGUUUUUGAGACCAUCUGAUUCCAUCUGCUCUCUGGUUGGGCCUGUCCCUGGACCCAUGGACUUCCUGCUGUUGCCAGAGGUGCUCUGUGACCCUGGAGCAUGAGCUGCCUUCCUGGGGUCAGGUGGCUUGUGGUGUGUGUGCUUUUCCUGGGUCACCAGCCAGGUGGGACAGAGUAGAGGCUGAAGAGCAUUGACUCACAGUGAUGUCACCUGUUUUUGGUGGACAAGCAAGAGACUCGAAGAUGCAGGCACUUUGAGGUUCUGGGGGAGGAGAGGUCUGGGUAGUGAGCUCUCUGUAGCCUUUUUUUCCCCUGAAGGACGAUGUGACCCUGACACCAAGAAAGCCAUGUGGCCUUCUAGACUCACCUUACAUCAGAGCAGCUAUGCCAAGGGUCUGGCUUCUAGCUGGAGUUAGUGUACGGGGAGACCCUCCUGGCCAGUAAAAAGCUACAGCAUGGCAGCACAGUUCGAGACCUGAGGUAGGAGAGUCUGCACUCAUAAGACACCUCUCCCUUGUCAGGAGCAGAAGGCCGUGAGAUACCUGACCUGGAGUGGUUCCUCUCAGAGACACUUGUCCCCAGGGAGGAGAGCAAGCUUAAGUUCAGGAACUCAGCAGGAAGUCACCUCCCCCUUGCAGUAAGCUUGGAGGGAACUAGAAAUGUUUGUGGUCUCAUCCUUGGCAGAGGCGUAAGGGGGUGGAAUUCCCCGUGCCCAUGUGAUACAGGAGGUGGCCCUGGGCCUCAAGACCAGCACCUGCCCUGUCUCCCUCCUCCCUGCCUCUGGAGGCUCUAAAACUGUGGUACUGGACCAGCAGCAUCACCUGUGCCUUCUUAGAAAUGCAGGUUCUUCUGACUUGGGGGGUCUGAGCAGUCUUGUCCCCAAGAGUCAGUGUGCUGGAGUUAGAGGAGAGGCAGUUCUGAAAAGAACAGCACCUGCCAUGAACUCCGACCUUGGACUCCUGCCUCUUUCCUGCCCUUUGCUUUUGGGACAACGAAGUGGGCCUGACCAACUCAACCUCUGGGGUGGGAAAGAAUUGCCACUGUCAUGUCUGGGGAGAGCGUGGGAUGGUGGUUUUUUAACUAAUUUUUUAUUUUGAGAUAAUUACAGAUUCACGUGCAGUUGUAAGGAAACAAGGAAAGAACAGUUGUAUCUUGUACCCGUUUCUCUAGUGGGAAGAUCUUGCAAAACUAGUACAGCAUCACUCCAGAAUACUGCGUGGAUACAGUGGAGGCGCAGGUCCAUCCUGCUUUCUUACAUUCACACCCACUUCCCUCCCCUGAGCUUAACCCGCUGGCUACCAUUGCUGUGUUUUCAUGUCUAUAUUUUCGGCAUUUCAAGAAUGUUACAGAGUGGUAAUAAUUCAGUGUGUAAUUCUUGGGCACUUUUUCCAUGCAGCAUAAUUCUUUGGAGCGCCUACAGGUGGGUGCCUGUACCGUUGGUUCUUUGUAUGCCUUCAGGUCGUGGAUGGACCACAGUUGAUUCCCUCUUCACCAGUGAAAGUCAUCUGGGGUUCCAUUCUUUGCCUAUUAGGAGUAAAGCUUCUGUAAGCAUUUUUGUACAGAUUUUUAUAUGAACAUAAGUUUACAUUUCUCUGAGAUAAAUGUGCAGUUGCUGGGUUAUAUGAUAGCUGCAUGCUUAGUUUUACAAGAAACUGCCAAACUGUUUUCCAGAGCGGCUAUACCAUUUCACAGUCCCACCAACAGUGUGCAAGAGACCAUUUUUCCUUGCCAGCAGCCACAGGUGUCUUUAUUUUUCAUUUGAGCCAUUCUGAUAGGUGUGUAGUGAUGCCUCGUUGUGGUUUUAAGUUGCAUAUCCCUGAUUGUCAUUGAUGUUGAAUGUUGUCACCGGUGCUUAUUUGUCACCUGUAUUCUCUUCAGUGAGGUGUCUUUUCAUGUCUUUUGUCCAUUUUCUAAUUUGAUUUUUUUUAGUUAGAGAAUUUUGAGAAUUUUUUUACGUAUUGUAAAUAAUAGUGACUUGUCGAAUAUGUAGUCUGUAGAAGUUCUCCCAAUCUGUAGCUUGUCUUUUUUUUUCAUACUCUUAAUACAGUCUUUCAGAGCAAAUGUUUUCAGUUUUUGCUUUCAUGGAUCAUGUGUUUGGUGUCAAAUCUAAGAACUCUAUCUGUAGUCCUAGAUCCUGAAGACAUUCUCUUCUGUAUUUUCCUAAAGUGUUCCUAGUUUUGUGCAUUUAAAUCUGUGGCCCUUUUUCUGGUAACUUCUGUACGAUAUGAGACAUUGGGUCUUUUUUCUUUUGCCUGUGGACAUCCAGCUGCACCUGCACCAUUAGUUGAAAAUGCUCAUCAUUGCAUAGAUUUUGUCAAAAAUCAGCUAUGUGUAUUUGCAUGGGUCUGUUUUAGGUUCUCUCGUUCUCUGGGCUGUUCCAUUGCUGGGUGCGUGUGUCCCUCUACCAACACUACAGUCUGGAAUUGCCUACCCAUAUUUGAAGUCCUUAAAACCCUCCAUGUUGUAGGGCCUCCCCUGGUGGCGCAGAGGCUGCCUGCAGCCUCUGCAGCGCCAGUUCGAUCCCCGGCCACUGGUGACGGUCCUACACACACACACAAAAAACCCUGCAUGUUGCUCCAGGCCCCACUCAGCAGGUCUGGGAAGGAGUUUCUGGGCCUUCAGGGGCCCCAGUGUCACCAUCCUGAGUCAGACAGUGGGGACUGAGGACCAUACAUAGCCUUCCCUUGCCCCCUGGGUGAUCUUGGCUCCCAGGCCUGCUUAAUAGUGGGAACUGGGCUGGGGGACAGAAGGAGAGGAGCCUGGGGUGAGGAGUUGGGGGUCAGGCCAGGUAUAAGGUGGGACUCAGCUGACUGCCUCCCUCUUCCUCUCACCAGAUGGGUCACUGCCCUUCUAGCCCUGGCUCUGUUUCAAUUCUGGGGCUCAUUUACCUCAGUGUUCCAUGGUGGGAAGGGCCAGUGAGGACCACACCCUGCAAAGGCAGGCCUGUCCAUGUUAUGCCGGUGGCCUAAGUGACAGUCCCUCACUGCCCUGGGCCUGAGUGUGGGACUCACUCUCCUUAUAUUUGCUAAGGACAUGAUGAUGAUCCUUUGUCCUGCAGCUACUGUGUCAGUGAAGUUUGUUCAUGGACAGCACUCAGGAAUGAGAGCCCUAGAGUUGACUGGUGCCGGGCCAUCAUCUCUCUCAGGACAUAGGAGGCACUGUGGGUGCUGGGGGCUAGGAUUGAACCCCAUAGAUUAGCUUGUCUCCAGAACAAGCUAGAAGAAGGUACCCAGCCUCUUUGCUUGGGCCUCCCCAGGCGGCCCCCUGGGAACCAUACCCAGGUACCUCCUGGCUAGGCUGGACAGAAGUGGGUGUGGAAGGUGGCCUUGGGGACAUCAGAGCCCAUCUGUAAAGAGCUUGCUUGUAGGGGUGUCAGAGGGCAUUGGCAGCCUGGAGGAAUGGCAGCCCCUGCCUCAUCUUUUUUCUAAGCUACUAAAUGGGAGGAGGGUCUGCAGCAGGAAGAGGCCACUGGCCACUGCUGCUAAGCGCCCAUUGGCCCCUUGCUGUGUCCUUAGGUGGCUGCCAACCCUCUACCUGUUUCACAGUGUGUGUUCCUGCUCUGUUAGGAACUCGCUGUGGGGGUCAGAUCUGCCUGCUUGGCCCCUGUGCCCCCAACAGUCUCAGGCAGUCCCUCUGGCCCCAAGUUCAAAAAGCAGCUAAGCCCCACAGAAGAAGCAGUGAGGCUACUUCCUACAACCCACCAACCUGGGCUUUAGGCUACUUCAAAGCCAAUGAACCCCAUGAACCCCAUGAAACCUGCCCUGCCCCCCGCACCACACAGUGAUGGUCCAUUCGCUUACGAGGCAGUGCCUUGGCAACAAAGUGCCACUCAGCCAGCAGGAUCGCUGUCCGUGGUCACAACCGUGUGGGGAGUCGGCAACGCAGCCCAGAGCCAAGUUUUGGGGAACCCCAUGGGCCCUGCAGGGAGCCCCCCCAGCACCUCCAUAAUGCCUGGCAUGGCAGGUGGCAGCUCCACCCUGAACUCUCCACAGUGCCUUGGACAGCAGGCAUUUGGUGAAGGUGGCACACCCAAGGGCUACGUGCAGCAAGGGGUGUAUGGCCGUGGGGGCUACCCUGGGGGCCCUGGCUUCACCACUGGGUAUGCGGGGGGCCCAGGGGGCCUCGGCCUCCCCUCACAUGCCACACGACCUUCCACUGAUUUUACUCAAGCAGCGGCAGCUGCUGCUGUGGCUGCGGCUGCUGCCACAGCCACAGCCACAGCCACAGCCACAGUGGCUGCCCUCCAGGAGAAGCAGAGCCAGGAGCUGAGCCAGUACGGAGCGAUGGGGGCUGGACAGUCUUUUAACAGCCAGUUCCUGCAGCAUGGAGGACCCCGUGGGCCCAGCAGCAUGAACCCUACCAGCGUAGGAGGGCUGAUGAGCUCCUCUGGCAUGAACCCCAUGGGCAUGAACCCCACCCGGGCAGCAGGCAUGGCAUCCCUGUAUGCAGGGCAACGCCUGCCCCAGCAUGGGUACCCUGGGCCUCCCCAGGCCCAGCCAUUACCCCGACAGGGGGUCAAGAGAGCCUAUUCCAGUGAGGUGUAUCCAGGACAGCAGUACCUGCCAGGAGGCCAGUAUGCACCUGGCCCUGGGCAGCCCCCUGCCCCUUCCUCCUACCCUGGUCACAGACUGCCCCUCCAACAGGCUGUGGGCCAGCCCCUUUCCGCCUCCAACCCUGCAGCACUGCAUUACAAGCCUGCAGAGCAGUUCAACGGGCAGGGCGCCAGCUUCAACGGGGGGAGCAUCGGCUACAGCCAGCCUGGCCUGAGUGGGCCCACCCGUUCCAUCCCUGGCUACCCCAGCUCCCCACUGCCGGGGAGCCCCACGCCGCCCAUGACCCCCAGCAGCAGCGUCCCCUACAUGUCCACCAGCCAGGAAGUCAAGUCUCCCUUCCUGCCUGACCUCAAGCCCAGUGUGAGCUCCUUGCACCCGUCACCCCCCGGCAGUGGCCCCUGUGACGAGCUGCGACUGACCUUCCCUGUGCGUGACGGGGUGGUCCUGGAGCCCUUCCGUCUGCAACACAACUUGGCUGUGAGCAACCAUGCCUUCCAGCUCCGAGACUCCGUCUAUAAGACCCUGAUGCUGAGGCCUGACCUGGAGCUGCAGUUCAAAUGCUAUCACCACGAGGACCGGCAGAUGAACACAAACUGGCCGGCCUCGGUGCAGGUCAGCGUCAAUGCCACCCCACUCACCAUCGAGCGUGGUGACAACAAGACCUCCCACAAGCCCCUGUACCUGAAGCACGUGUGCCAGCCUGGCCGCAACACCAUCCAGAUCACCGUCACUGCCUGCUGCUGUUCCCACCUCUUCGUGCUGCAGCUGGUGCAUCGGCCCUCUGUCCGCUCCGUGCUGCAGGGCCUCCUCAAGAAACGGCUCCUGCCCGCUGAGCACUGCAUCACCAAGAUAAAGCGGAACUUUAGCAGCGGCACCAUCCCUGGCACCCCUGGACCCAACGGAGAGGAUGGGGUAGAGCAGACAGCCAUCAAGGUGUCCCUGAAGUGCCCCAUCACCUUCCGCAGGAUCCAGCUUCCUGCGCGUGGCCAUGACUGCCGCCACAUACAGUGUUUUGACCUGGAGUCGUACCUACAGCUCAACUGUGAGCGGGGGACCUGGAGGUGCCCAGUAUGCAACAAGACAGCUCUGCUGGAGGGUCUGGAGGUGGACCAGUACAUGCUGGGCAUCCUAAUUUAUAUUCAGAACUCAGACUAUGAGGAGAUCACCAUCGACCCCACAUGCAGCUGGAGGCCGGUACCUGUGAAGCCUGACUUGCAUGUCAAGGAAGAGCCGGACGGGCCAGUGCUGAAGCGCUGCCGCACUGUGAGCCCCGCCCACGUGCUCAUGCCCAACGUGAUGGAGAUGAUAGCUGCCCUGGGCCCUGGGGUCACCCCCUUCGCCCCCCUGCAGCCCCCCUCCACCCCGGCCCCCAGCGACUACCCCAGUCAGGGUUCCAGCUUCCUAGGACCUGGAACCUUCCCUGACUCCUUCCUGCCCACCACACCCAGCACCCCGACCCUUCCUGAGUUCACCUCUGGACCACCCCCCAUCUCCUACCAGUCCGACAUUCCUAGCAGCCUUCUGACGCCAGAGAAGUCUGCCCCCUGUAUCCCCGGUCAGAUGGCACCAUCAGGUCACCUGGACCCAGCUCACAAUGCUGGGCUGCCAGGGCUGCACGCUCCUAACCUUGGAGGCCCCCCAGGGCCCCAACUGCACCAUCCGAAUCCUCCCCCUGCAUCACGGCAGCCCCUGGGCCAAGUGAGCUCCAGUCCUGUCAACGAGCUGACCUUCAACCCUGCCACAGGCGUCAUGGGGCCCCCCAUGUCUGGUGGGGGGGAGGCCCCAGAACCAACCCUUGAUCUGCUUCCAGAGCUGACCAACCCCGAUGAGUUGCUGUCCUACCUGGGCCCGCCCGACCUCCCUACAAACAACAAUGAUGACCUGCUGUCCCUCUUUGAGAACAACUGAUCCUGUUGACCCUCCUGGCAGGGAGAAGCCACAGAUGUCACCGCGCCCUGCCCCCCACACCCAACCCCAUCUGACACUGGCUGCCCUCCCUGCACCCUCCCUUCAUGCACGCCUGGAGCCAGGCCCUGGGCCUCCACCUCCUGGUCCCUGAAAGCAACCCACUGUUGGGAGGGACCUUGCAGCAGCCCGCACCCCCACCAAGCUCACUGCUGCAGAACAAAUGAUGAGAUGCCCAGCCCCGCCCCCUGUCCACGCCUAUCCGUGCCCAGCAUCACCCUGUCCUGGCUCACCUCAUCCAUGUCCUGCCCCUCCGUGGUGCCUCCACGAACAUUUGCAUCCUCUGCCACCCUCUGCCCCUGCCUGUACCUACUGGCCUGCUUCAUGUUCAACGUUAACCCUUGUGUUUUGAUUCCUCUGGGACCUGCAGAGCCAGCAAGAGUGGGGCUGGCUCUGUACUGACCUGGAAAUCGCCCAGCCCCGGCGUAGUUGGUGGUGGUGGAGGUCACUUCCCACCCCGUCUCCGGGCAGAGGCUGAGAGGGGACGCUAAAGCACAAGGAUGUACAUGGUGUAGAAACACCCAGAGCUGUAGGGCUGCCAGUCCUCUGGACCUGCCCCCGAGUCACUGGGCAGGAGGGGGGCUGACAGUGUGGGGGCGGCGCUAUUUCCAUGUACGAAUUCUCCAGCGGGCUGCUCUCCCGGGUGGUUCCCUGUUUCCGUGAGAGUGAACAGUUAGCCGCUGUGUUUUUUAAAAUCUCCUCCCGGCUUCACUCUGGGGCCAGGCCAGGUGGGGGAGGGAGCCACCGCAUCCUUGGCUCAGGGCCCGGGUCGUGUCCCCUGUCUGUGCCCAUCUCUAUUAAAGGACUCCCUCGUGGUGGGCCUGGCGCGUUCCUCCUUCGUGAUCCGCCCACGCUCCGACCUGGGAGGGGCAACUGUUCCCAGCCAAGGCCCGGCUAUCCCCGCCCCUUGUGAGUUUCCUUGUCCCUGGAAUUUUCCAAAUUGGCAUCAGCUAGAAAGCUAUUUUGUGAAUUGUUGCCAGGGCCAGGAGACACAUUUGCCACCACGUCACAUUCAUGGACAUUUCUGGGGCCAGAAUGUAGGCUCUGCCCCUGGGAGGACGCCCCUCCCCCCCUCCCAGUUCAAAGAGGCUUAGGAACCCUGCAGGAGAGGGCAAGGGAAACCUGCCUUAGGGGAGGGACACAUGGCUCUGAGUUGCCCAUUUGGGACUCCAGUUGUGGGUCACCUUGUCUCUCUCAGAAUCCUGUGUUUCCAGCUUUUCUGGCUUAGGAGCAGCACAGUGUGCAGUACCUUGCUGUAGGCCUAGUUUAUCCAGAAGCCCAGCCCAGAUGUGGGGAGGGUGGAGAUAGACAGACUCCAGCUGAGUUCUUCACAGCCCACUCAGCCUGUGGUGGACAGGUCGACCUGGAGGGGGAGGGCCAGCAUAAAGGGGUGCUGUCUGUGGUCUGGCAGGACAUCAAUGUACCCUCAGCAUGUGCUCCCAGGUGGAACGGGGAAAUCAGAAGCUGGAUAUGAGCCUAAACCUACAAGGUACUCAAUAGUCCCUCCCAUAGAAGGAUGGAUAAGGGACAGGGUGACAUCAGGAAUAUCACAGCUGUAGAACAGGGACGAGAGCCCUGACAUCCCAAAGACUCAGUGUAAUGUCAUUCUUACAAAGCUCAAUGCCAAAUGCAUUUUUAAACAGAACUUACAUAUAUAACAAAAUUAUGAAGAAUCCACACAAUUAUUACAGCCCUACCUGUGGCGAUGGAACACGUACACAUUUGUGACAAGUGAAGAUUAUGACAGUCUGACCCUCAAGGGCAAGUAGAGGCAUGAUGGGUUUUCUGUAAUGAUGUGUCAUGAUUUAAAAGCCAACUAGACUUCAACACCUCACCCAAGAGCAGCAGAAUGUUCUUCUCAAGAGCACAUGAACAGUCUCCAAGAUAGUACACCUCAGAUCACAAAACAGGUCUCAAAAAAUGGAAAAGCUGGGAAUCAUCAAAAACCUCUGACCACAGUAGAGUGAAGUGGGAAAGCUGUGGAAAUGAACAACUAAAAACUCAAAGAACAAAAUCACAAAUUAGAUAUUUUGACACAGAUUAAAACAAGACACCUAAAAUUUUGAGAUGCAUGGGAGAGUGUCCAGAGGUAUAUUUAUAGCUGUAAGCGUUUAUGUUUAAAAAAGGAGGGCUCUAAUAAUGUAACUACACCUCCAAAAACUAGAAAAAUAAAUCCAAAAUUAGCAUAAGAAAGUAAUUAAGAUUAGGGCCCACAGAGUCUAGGAAAAGGUUAAAGAAUCAAUGGGAGCAAAAGUUUCUUUGAAAAGCAUCCAUGAACAAAACUCAGAUUGACUAAGGAGAAAAAACACAACUGAGGUCACAAAUGAAAAUAGGGGAAUUACUACCAGCCCUACAGAACUAAAGAGAACAUUGCAAUUGUACAUAAAUAUUCCCCCUCUUGUACAUAUCUGUAUUUUUGUAUACACUCCUUUGUUGUUGCCAACUUUAGGAAGCAUGUUGCAAAUAGACACUUCAUCCCUAAAUACUUCAACAUGCCUCUUGGAAAAAUAAGAAUGUCCUCUUACAUAAACUUAUUUCCGUGAUCACCUAAGAAAAGGGACAGUAAUUCCAUUGCAUCAUUGAUUCAAAUGCCCCCAACUGUUCAAAAUACCAUUUAGAACUCCCCCCCCCCCAAUUUGGGGCAUUCCCUCAAGGUUGGCAUUUUACAUCUGGUGUCUUCAGCCUUUUAGUCUAAAAAAUGCCUUUUUCCCCCCUUACAAUGAUUUUUGUUUUGAACGGUGCAAGCAAGUCAUCUUACGGUCUGUCCUGUGUUGUGACUUGCUUAAUUGCUUCUUCCUGGUGUCGCUCUCCCUUGUACCCUUGUAUCCUUUGUACACCAUACACCCUCUGUCCCCUUGUCCUCUGUAUUCCCUGUGAUUUACAAUAGGGUUAGGACUUGAUUAAAUGUCCUUGGUCAGAGGAGGUCAUUAUUUUUAACCCUUUUUCCUAAGAGACUGAAGCUCCACAGGACAGGGACUAGAUCUCUGUGUUCUGAUUUAUUCCAGUGCUGGCAACGUUUGUCAGUUAAAUUAAUCAAGGAACACAUGAAGGCUGUGACAGAGGCAAUUGGACUGGUCCAUUCCACUGGUAUCAUCAUCUGCUUCCAGUGUACUCAAGUCCUGUUUGUGUUCCCACUCAGCUUGUGGCUGUCCUCUGCUAGGAACAGGGCCACUGGAGGACAGUCAGCAGG